GAGAAGAAAUGUCGAAGAGAACGGCACCAGUCGAUCACGGGUCCUAGAACCGUAUCCCACGAAGGCCACCACGGUCGCAAAGAUGGAAACGUAAGGCGUUGCCAGAGAAUUGCUUCCCGACUAAUGGCGUUCGACGACGUCGUCCACGAGAUCGUGGAUUACUUGUCUCCUCUGGUCAUCAUGAUUCUGUUGAGUUGCACGCUCAACGCUACCACGAUGCUCUACCUGAUUAGCCAGAACAUCGUUGCUAUAUACUAUUAUCUGACGUACAGCUUCUUGAAGACUAUGAGUGUGGUCAGCAUCGCCCGGUUAACUGAGCCUCUCCGGUGGAAGAGAGAGAACUGUCUUCGUGAAAUACGUAAGAUUCUCGUAACCUGCUCCUUGGAAGAAGAAGAAGAGGCUGUUCUGCGCAACGUGGAGAAAAUGCUGCAUGCAAGUCCGCAGUUCCAUGUCUACCAGCUGUUCACGCUCGACUGUCGCAUAUUGCUGCCUGUUGCCCAUGGAGUAGUGACGUACUUGGUUAUUUGCUUCCAGUUUAAUUACUCAGAAGACCCGAGGCUAGUUGGGAAUUCCACAGCUGAUACUGAAUGAAGAAGAACUCUCCAGUGAAAUCUGCUUUUGAACAAUAAGACAGAGGAGAAAGACUUGGUAUGGACUAUCGGUUCGGUUAUCUGGUGCGCUCUUUAUAUAUAAUAUUACGCAAUAUAAAAACACCGCAUCGCGCUCCUAAUUAUCAGUAGAAGGAUCCACAGUAAUAUUUUUGUUUAUCAAGACGAAAUAUAUUCGUCGAAAUAUUUUCUACAAAUAUAUUUCGUCUUGAUAAACAAGAAUAUUACUGUUUCCUUCUACUGAUAUAAUAUUAUUAUGUAUUAAUACUGAAAUUGUGGUGUUUUGAUUAUGUAAAUUCCAUUUUUUUUUUAUUCUGGAAGAUUAUAUUAGCUCUUUCCAUAAAAUACAUGCUGAAAUUUAUUAUCUUGGUAUAUCUCAUAUAUUUCAAAAUUAACAGAGAAAAGGACUGAACAUUAACCCCCCACCCCCCUUUGGUUAAAAACCGCGCGUUCGAAGGAAAACGCAAAAAUGUUCACUCCCAUAAAGUCGUGUGUCAAAGAUACCCUCAUAGAAGUAAAAAAGUUCCUUGGGACUAACGUGCCUCCCGUGUGACCAGAUUAUAUGUUUGCAACCUGUUGGGUGUCCUUACGGCUACGUCAAAGGAGUCUGCAGCUGUUGCGAUGUGUGUGCAAAGGGCCCGGGAGAGUUCUGUGGGGGUGAAUUUAAUCUCUUUGGAAAAUGUGGAGCGGGACUCAAGUGUGUACAAACUGUUAAUGUUAUACCCAGUCGUGGAGUUUGCGUGCUAUUGAAUCAACCCUUGUAAGACAACGUGUAUUCUGAAGAAUGAAGGAAGCCUGAUUUAUAGAGGCCUAGUUAGAUGAAUUUGACUAAUACAUAUUUACUACAGUGUUCAGAAUGAUUACGGUACUGCAUUUCAAAGUUAUCAUUUUUCAUUUUUGUUUUACAAGAUGUAGUUGCCAGUAGAGUCCAAGGGAAGAUAGGCAUAAAAUUCAUUUGUUAGGAUGGUUAUAGUUUUUAAUUUUUGAGGUAAGUAAAGUGAAUACACACAUGAUUACAUCUGGGACCAGUUUACUUAGGAGUUAAGUUUGGCUUGUAUACAAUUAGUUUUUCAUUUUAUGCUGGUAGUAGAGUUAAUGAAACCAGUUGGGAAGUCCCCUGUAUUUUUAUGACAGUUUUGAAGCAUUGAUUGUUUUGGGUUUGUAGUUGUAAGAUUUUAGUGUGUUUUGUUGUUAGAUAAGGGAACAGAGUGGAAUGAAAAAAUAUAUCCAAACAAUAUAAACUGGUCUGUAAUGAAACCCUUGAAGACUUGAUACAUCAUCAAACUUUAUCCUUUAUCAAACCUCUUCCUUACAAAGAUUAAAGAGUAUGAAUUAUGGUCAUGAUUAUAAAGUAUAAUCAGUAGUUUAGAAAGAUAGAACUAUGUGAAAGGGUUUGAAUGAAAUUCUCAUAAUACUUAACAAUUUCAUGUUCAGUAAAUUAAUCAUCAUCACCUCUUACACCAAGUGAUGCGAAUGGCCCACUUAAAUUAGAUGUUGAUAAAUUGAUAGUUGAGUGAAUAGCAGAAUUAGUUUGCUGACUAAAUAUUUAUUAGGUAUAGUUGAUCAAUUUCCAAACAAUAUUGCAUAAGAGUACUAAAAGAGAACUAUCUUCAUUUUAAUAUAUAUAAAGACCCUGUGGGUUAGUAUUGCCGUCAUGGUACCUUAAGUGGUGCGUUGUAGGCUUAACUUUUAUAUCUUUUAGUGUACCUCUUUUCAUAUUCUUUUUUGUCCAUUUUCCUCUCUACCCUCGCCUAACAAUUUUCAAAGAUCGACUGUGAGAUUUUCACCAUGCUACACCUUUUAUAACCUUUCUACUCUCAAUUUCCUUUUCUGUCCUGGAUGACCACAUAGGUCCCAGUGCUUAGCCUUUGGCCUUAAUUUCAUUUUCCAUUCCAUAGGGUAGUGAGUACGUCUGAGGUUAUAAUUAGAUCAUGAAAUAUGCAUAUUUCUGACUCUGACAUAUUAACAUUUUCAGAAAACUUUUUCUCCUAAUUAAAUGUAAAACACACAUGAGAGAACUAUGUGGGAAUAAAACGACAGCAAUCUCUGGAUAUUGAGAUCUUUUUAUUUUUAUUUUAGAAUUGUAAGUACUAGAGUGCAGCGUCAAUUUACUGUUCUUUCUAAAGAUUUGGCUCUCCAAUGGAUUCCCUGCUACCUUUUGUUUUUUUCCUUCGAUACACUCAAGGAAAUCCUUAUCAGUUUCAUCAGUAACUGUAAAUAGUACAAUUAUCUAAAUAUCAGUAGUUUUAAUGUCUCCAUAUGCUGAGGGAUGCAUCAUCAUGUGAGAGUGACAUUUUACUUUCAUUACCAAAAAUUUAGUAAGAAUAUAGUAAUUGUUUAGUUUUUGUAAAAUGAUCUUUUGCUAAAAUAUAAAUUUUGGGGUUUUAUUAUGUUAAUCAUUGAGAUAUACAUUAUUGCAGUGGAGA
Macrobrachium nipponense is the source of this 3034-nucleotide messenger RNA. Its product is annotated as venom protein 302-like. The record is from RefSeq and is a predicted model, not a curated record. NCBI's taxonomy places the organism in Eukaryota, Metazoa, Arthropoda, Malacostraca, Decapoda, Palaemonidae. The transcript has 6 exons. Gene Ontology annotation, molecular function: insulin-like growth factor binding. Bases 124 to 591 code for a protein of 155 amino acids. Gene Ontology annotation, cellular component: membrane; extracellular region. Gene Ontology annotation, biological process: regulation of cell growth; regulation of signal transduction; sensory perception of taste.